Molecule: messenger RNA, 1242 nt
Organism: Paramuricea clavata
Lineage: Eukaryota; Metazoa; Cnidaria; Anthozoa; Malacalcyonacea; Plexauridae
Source: the annotation of a GenBank genome assembly
AUGGAAACAGUGGAGAUGAAUGACUUCUCCAACGACCGACCGGAAGGUAGUGGUGAAGCCGAAGGAGGUGAGGACGAAACGGUAAUUGACGAAGACGAUUUCCUCGAUCACCUCGACCAAACUGUUGACGGACUAAAUGAAGCAAAAGCCUCUAGUUUCUGUGAAGAGAACAAAGACGACACGUAUAGGAGUAACGAGCAGACGAAUAGGCUGUACUUAACCGGAAAUUUUAAUGACAUAAAGGGAGAGUUUGCCAGAAGAUUGUUAAGAAGUGAAUACCGAAUAGAUCCGACCGAUGGACAAAAUUCUAGGGAAUUUAUCUCUCGUUUGGACACAACCAUACCUAAGCUGACAUUCGACGGAACCGUUAUCGGGUACAUUGAUACGAGUGGUGCGUACAGAAUGUCCGGAAAUAAAAAAUCUGCCGGGUCCAUGGCAGCAUUCAAAAAGCAAUACGAAAAAGCACUAAUCGAACACAAGGAAAAAGUCUGCAGCGUUGUGGAAGAGGAGACCGGAGGAGACGUGCUAGAGGAGAACGCGGAGGAAAUCUACAAAGACGCCGAGGGGGAAUUUCACCAGAACGCUGUCAACGCAAGCGAUAACCUUGCGGAACAAGCGGAAAGAUUGGAAAGUGAAGGAAAAAUAACCGGACAGGAAAGAAGGGAAUUUGCAGGAAUAACUGCUCCUAAAGGACCGCCGAAGGGAAGAAUCAGACACAUGGACAUUAUGAUGAAGGAAUGGAAAAGUAACCUCGAAAAAGAAACCGACGACGAUAGACGACAGAUCACACAGAGGGCAGUGAACGUUGCCGAACAGGCCAUCGAUGAUGCAAGGCUGGAAAUGGGACAGGUACCUAAGUCGGAAGAGGGAAAAUACAGGUACAGGGAAAUAGUAAGGGACAACAUCCGAACAAAAUUUGAGAGAUUCCGCGUGUGGGCAAAAGGAAACAUGGGGGCGUUAGCCGCCAUUGCCAUCUUCAUUGCCGGAAUUAUUACGACUGUGGUGGUGGCCGGAAAGAAGACUAUCACGGGAGCAGCUAAUGGACUUGGAGCUGCAGGAAAAGCGUUGGCAAAGUUUGCAAAAGCUGCACUGCCAAUCCUGGUACCUAUUUUAAAUAUGUUAAGUACGAUCCUAAGUUGGGGAGCCAAGGGUCUUGCCUUCCUCGCCCAGAAUUUGUGGAUUGUGGCGAUCGUGAUUGCAGGAGCUAUAUUCAGGUAUUUGCAAAACAGACGUAAAAAAUAA